GCAAAACAUAACGUUUAGAUGAGGGUAUGAAAAGGCUGCUCAUGCUUUCGCGUCGGUCUCGGCCCUUUACAAAUGGGCUUGCUCGCCAACUGUCGUCGUUCUUUGCUCCUAUCCAUAGUAGCCCUGCUGUGGAUUGAUAGCAGUUCCUCUGAAAGCACACAAUUUACGUUAUCUCGCGCUGAGAAGCCUGUCCAUGCGUACAUAGCCGUCUGCGUCCUAGCCAAAAAUGAACACUUAUACAUUAGGGAGUUUAUAAGAUACCACCACUGGAUUGGAAUAGACAAAUUCUACAUUUGGGAUAACCAGAGCCGCCCUCCAUUGGCCGAUGUCCUUCAAGACCACGUUGCCUCUAGCCUUGUGGAGCUGGUCUACUUCUCGGACUCCUGGCGCGCAGAUGCGGCGCUGUUCCCCAGCAUGUACAACACCUCAACUCGCACCUUCAUGUCGCCACAGGCCUGGGCGUACGACAACUGCUUCCGCAUGUUCGGCCACCGCCACACCUUCCUGGCUCUCCUAGACCCGGACGAGUUCCUAGUGCUCAAGCAGCCCUCGCCACCGCAACAGCAGCCCGCAGCCGCUGCCGCUCUUGCCGCAGCCGCCCCGCACCUGCCCACCUUCCUGGCGCAGUACGAACCGUACGGCGGGCUUGUCGUGCAUUGGCAGUUGGUAGGGCCCUCGGGGCAUGUACGGCGGCCCAACGGCAGCACGAUGGAGUCGUACACGCAGUGCGUGCCGCGAGCGUCACUGCAGCGCUGGACGCUGUUCCGAGCCAUUCCACUGGGCUUCCUGAAGAGCAUCACAGCCACCAGGUGCUACCAGCAGGGCUGCAAUCCGCACCUGUGCGACCUCAAGCCCGGCUGCAAGUACGUGAACGAGGCGUUCCUGGAGCCCAGCGCGCCUGUCGUACGGGCGCUGCAGUGGGACCGCAUCGCCGUGUUCCACUAUGCCACACGCAGUGCUGAGGACUACAAAGCCAAGAUGGUCCGCGGGUCGGGCCACAGCCAGUUCCUGGAGGCGAACCGCGCGCUGAAGCGCACGCACCGCGGUUGGCGCUACUUCAACUUGGUCAACGACACCGCAACAGAUACGUGCCUGGAGGGGAAGCAGGCCUGGGAGCGGUGUUGUGCUGGGAAAAGGGAUGUAAUGGAGGAUGCAGCCGGUAAGGUAUGAAAUAGUCUACCUGGUUGCUUUGGGCAAGUGAGCGUGUUGCUCGCAUAAUCUUGAUGGUUUCCUUAGGAGGGAGGCCUUUGCUGGGGUGUGUUUGUGUGAUGGAACCCAAACUUGGAAGUCAACCGUGGCAUGAUGUACUUGUGGCUGCAAUGGUUAUGGUGCAGUAAUUGUUAAGCAAGGUAUUGUUUACCCUAUAUUAAAAAUGUAUGGAAUGAUAAUGCAUAUGGAUUUAUGGAAGAUAUCUUCGCUGUUUAAUCCAGUAUGAGUGGAGUAACUGUCAGGAAGCUACCUGGGCAUGCUGUCUGCAGGUUGUCACCGGUUAAAUGUUGUUGUGGAGUAUUAUACCUCGCGCUUGCUGGCCAGGACCCUAACAACUCGGCUAACAAUCCAACGGCGUCAACCUUUUGAAGGAGAGGUGUACGACAAUAUGCUAUACACUAAUGCAAGCAGUUUAGUAACCCAAACGUCGCACGGCUUUUCAUAGGCGUGUGUAGUUUCAAGUUGCGACGUGCAUUGACACUUUAUAAGGUUGGGUCCCCAAAAUACCGGCAGCCGCGGGACUACCACCAAGCACUCACACUUACCGUAAGCGAGUACUGGUUAGGUAGCCCUUCCUGAACCUCGCAUUCAGAACACCCAUUUUAUCUGUUCGGGCUUUACCUGUGACAAGCGAUCCUACAUAGCCGCGAGGCGUCUUCGCAUUCCUGACCGCCGCUUUAAAGGCAGCCUCUCAGCAAUCACCUACAUGCACAACUCACGCACAGCGUCAGCUUGUCCGCCACAGGCGGAACAACACCUCACCCAAGCCAUGGCACAUCCUCCUCAAGCGCACGGCAGGCGGCUUUGUGGCGGUCAAAUGGCCAGAAGACACACCCGUCGCUCGGCCGUCAUCCUCUUCCUGCUGCUGACGCUAUCGGCCAGGGCUACGCUAGGCAAAAGUAGCAGCAAGAGCAGCGGCACCUCCACGAGCAGCAGCUCCUCGAGUAGCUCUACGUCAAGCUCAAGCUCGAGCAGCAGCACCGCCAAGUCGAUAAGCUACGGCAAGAGCAUCGGCGUGUCAGCACGACUUAAGGUCGCCACCGCUGCCGUGCUGACGACCUUUGUUUUGUUUCACGGGAAUACCUAUCCAACCAUGCGAAUCUACUAUGACGGUUACUACGAUGACUGUGCUCUUCCCAACGUCACUGCCAGUCAGUUGGGGCAGGGCGACGGCACCACGGACGCAAACUCGCUAGCGCUCGUACAGCAAUGGGCCACGACAAGUGGUUUGCCGUACAGCGAUGUCGUUGCUCUUAACCAAACGCUGUACAACCAAACCAACGGACUUAUUAUCGACUCGGCAUACUGCAAUUCCACAGAAACCAGCGCAGCUUCCGGGCUGCGCUUGCCGGUGGUGGGUACGUUGCUCGUGGCUGUUGCAACGGCGUUGCUGCUGGGGCUCGGCCGGCGUGGACGUAGCUGCAAAUAGCGACGACGUGGCGGCUCUAGAGAGGAACGAAGAUAUUAUUGGUUGUUCAUUAUCACGCACACACGUGAUCCAUGGUGAAGAUGCAUGCAUUCAUCACUACCUGGCGAAGCUUCCUCCUUCCUCUGUACAUAAUACUAGUAUGCGUGAUUCAAGGCUUGGUAGUUGAUACCUCAGGAGCAAGCUAACGACGUGCAUGGGUUGGCGAGUACUGAAAUACGGUAAAGAUAGUACCGGUACGUUAAUUUCAACAUAAAUAUUGCUGAUUCGCUACACAGUUUACCGUACAUGCUGUUGCAGUUGGCGACCGUUGAUAUUGCCGUUGGGUUGAGGCGUUGGACUCGGUGUUUGACUUGAUUGAUGACCAGCGUUAGGUUUGCUGCUUGAUUAAGACACCUGACCGGCAUCGCAGCAACACAUGCUGCCUCCGGGUACCCUAAAUGUUUCGCGGUAUUGUAUUCGCUUUACUUAUUGAACUGUGAGUUCUGAUCGACGAUUGGAAUCAACACGGUAUUGUAUGUAUGGACGCGACAUGCUGUCCCUAAUAUACUAAGCACUGUCCAUUCCUAUCCGCUAUGUGCUGCGUUCCUUGAUUAUUUUCGGUCGUUAAUUGUUUUGUGGCGCCCGCCGGGACAUAGGGGCAAGAACUAAGGAGCUACAAUGCAUGACAGCUCAGCUCCGCCCCGGUGUCACUCCAUGGUGUCUUCAAUACGCCACAUAUGCUCCUCACGUCCUGUAAACCUUUGCUUCAA
Messenger RNA from Astrephomene gubernaculifera, 3387 nucleotides. NCBI's taxonomy places the organism in Eukaryota, Viridiplantae, Chlorophyta, Chlorophyceae, Chlamydomonadales, Astrephomenaceae. The record is from the annotation of a GenBank genome assembly.